AUAAACGAUGCUUCACAUUUUAUUGAUGGAUCUCAAAUUUAUGGUUCUAAUGAUUACGUUGUAUCAACACUGAGAUCAUUUACUGGAGGGACGUUAAUUUCUGUUCUUGAGAAUAGCCAGGAGUUCUGUCCACAUUCGUCUUUUGAAACUUCAGAUAYUAACAAAUAUUUUUACAAAUCUGGAGACUUACGUGCAAACUUGAACCUUGGAAUAGCACUAUUUCACAAUAUGUUUUUAAGAUUCCACAAUUUCGUAGCGUUUAAACUAAAAACUGGAAAUGCUUUGUGGUCUGAUGAAAAGUUAUAYCAAGAAUCUCGCAGAUUUGUUGGUGCAAUUAUCCAACAUAUUACAUACACACAGUUUUUACCAAUAAUUUUAGGCAAAAAUUAUACGAAGGACAAAAUACUUGACAGUAACAAUAAAUAUGAUCCUACUGUUGACGCGUCAACUUCCCAAGAGUUUUCAACUGGUGCAUUUCGUGUACUCCACAAUAUUGUACCAGCUCAACAUAGAUUUAUUGAUUCAAAUUCCACAACUGUCCAAAUAGUCAAUGUUACAGACUGGAUGAACUGCCCGUAUCUCUUACAACAAGGCUCAAAUUAUGACCACUUACUUCGAGGUUUAUUAAGUACGGAAGGACGUAUGAGUCAACCAUCAUACAAUCCUUUGAUUUCUAACUUAAUGUUUCAUUCAAACAAUUCGGUUGGCGUGGAUCUCCUAUCGUACGAUAUCCAAAGAGGACGUGAUACCGGUCUCCCCCCCUACAAUAAAAUGAGAGAAUUAUGUGGAUUGCCUGUUGCUAAGUCAUUUAGUGAUUUGAUUGAUAUUAUACCAAUAGAUGACAUAUAUCAUUUGGAGACACUUUACUCCUCUGUGGAUGACAUAGACUUUAUUGUAGGRGCUUUGUUGGAGACGCCAGAGAAUGAUGCUUUAGUUGGAAAUACCUCGCGAUGUAUUAUUGGUGAUUUUUUCUAUAGGUCACGAGUUGGUGAUCGAUUUUUCUACGAUAACAAAGGGCAAUCUGGUCAAUUUUCUAAAUAUCAACUUGAAGUACUUAAAUCUAUUAAUUUGGAUCACAUUAUAUGCGCUACUUCGUCCGUUGAUAACUUACAAAAAAAUAUUUUCAUUAAAGUUGACAAUGGGUGA
Diuraphis noxia (Russian wheat aphid) is the source of this 1146-nucleotide messenger RNA. Its product is annotated as peroxidase-like. NCBI's taxonomy places the organism in Eukaryota, Metazoa, Arthropoda, Insecta, Hemiptera, Aphididae. Gene Ontology annotation, molecular function: heme binding; peroxidase activity. The record is from RefSeq and is a predicted model, not a curated record. Gene Ontology annotation, biological process: response to oxidative stress.